Danio aesculapii is the source of this 2128-nucleotide messenger RNA. RefSeq names its product mucin 13b, cell surface associated (gene muc13b). Gene Ontology annotation, biological process: cell-cell junction assembly. The record is from RefSeq and is a predicted model, not a curated record. Lineage: Eukaryota; Metazoa; Chordata; Actinopteri; Cypriniformes; Danionidae. The transcript is spliced from 18 exons. The coding region runs from base 124 to 1587 and encodes 487 amino acids.
UGGGCUUCUUAACACAUUUGAUUCACUGAACAGACGGCAGUGCCAAACGUCCAGCAACCAGACGAGCUGAUUUUCUUAUUCUUCCUUAUAUUACUGCACUCCUGCUCGGAGUAAAAUCUGAAAAUGAAAAAAGCGCUAAAGACCUUUCUGAUCUUCUGCUUGAUGGCUGCAACGACUGCACAAGAUUCAAGCUCAAGCACAGGUCCUGCCACCACCACUGAUACAGCCACUACAACACAAGCAGACCCAAUAAGCUCGACUCCUCCUUCCACCAUUGUCACUGAAUCCACUACAACACAAGGCCCAAUUAGCUCGACUCCUCCUUCCACCAUUGUCACUGAAUCCACUACAACACAAGGCCCAAUUAGCUCGACUCCUCCUUCCACCAUUGUCACUGAAUCCACUACAACACAAGCAGGCUCAUCAAGCACGGCUUCUGCCAACCCCACCACUGCAGCCGCAGGCACAACAAACUCUACGACACAAGAAGGCACAACAAGCACAGCUCCUCCCACCACCACGACCACUCCAGCCACUACGACACAAGGUCCAUGUGCGUCUAGUCCUUGUAUUGGAGGCAGUACCUGUGAAAAUCGCUUUGGAGGAUCGUUUGCUUGCAUCUGUCGGCUUGGGCAAUUUUAUGAUGAAAUACUUGGCUGCAUUCGAAGAAAGGUCUUCCCUGGUCGUUUAAUGUUAACAGAGGAUUUUAAACAAGAAAUGGCUGACACAACAUCUAAAGAGUUUAAAGACAAAGCUCAUGAAAUUGAAGUUGAUCUCAAAGCGGCUCUUAAUGGUGAAGAAGGUUAUCUUAAUUCUAUUGUUUUAAAACUAAGUCCUGGCAGUAUAGUUGCAGAAGUGCAGAACAUCUUUGAGUCAUCAUCCGCCACCUCAUCAGAAGACAUUAAAGAAAAGAUUCAAGCUUCAUCAAUUGGCAGUUUUGAAAGCAUCACCUUGUGUAGUGCUGGUGCGUGUGACAUUAACACCACAAAGUGUGGUGAACAGCUAGAGGGUGUUGCAACAUGCACUUGCCUAGAUGGCUACAUCAGGUCUGCAUUCACAGAAGAUUCCUGCAUUGCUUGUCCAAGUGGGAAAAAAGCAGUGGAUGGCAAAUGUGAAGAUUGUCCAUUUGGCUUUGCUGGAUUUAACUGCGAUGAUUCGAAUCUUUUGAUUGUGGUUGUGGUGUCUGCUGUGUUGGGUUCAUUGCUGAUUAUCUUCAUGGUGUCCCUGAUAGUUGUAAGCUGCAGGAAUCAAAAGGGAAGUUCCUCACCAGAGGUAGACUUUAGCUCAAGCUACGGCACUAAGGAUUUGCAUAAACCUACAGGAGUUCUCAGGAUCCCUCGGGCUAACCCUGAGUCCAACUGGAAGUCUAACAAUCUGGAGAUGACCAAUAGUGACAGUAAUCAGAGCCUGGUGACCAGAGAUCGCCCAGAAAGCAAAGGGCGCUACCAUGAGUACGAAGAGGCACCGAGUUACAGGACUCAAGUUCCCCCAGCAUAUUCUGGUUACUCUGGUGCAAGAGGAAUGGAUAACGGCGGUGUCCAAAACCCAUACUUCCGGCAAGAUGAUGACAGAAUGCACAGAUAUUAAUAAUAUUGGACCUGGAUUACAAUUGGAUGAGUUGUCUUCAUCUUCAUGUAUACUGAAUGACAUUAUUUAAUUUAACAAAAAGAAUUCAUUUAAAAGUUUGUAAUGACAUUGCAAUCUUAAAUACAACUUUUUUCACUACUAAUGAAUCAGCUUAUGGGCUUCACUCUUGAUACAUGCUUUUGCUUUAAAGUAUUUGGAGGAAGCUCUUUACCAACUUACAAACAUAAAAUCAGUUUUAUUUUUCCUAAAACACACCCAUGUGUUAAAUUAAAUGGUAAAGUGAGUGGCUAAGUUUGACAUGUGAAUAUUUGUAUUUAUGUCAUUUUUUUGGGUUUAUGUUUAGUGUUGUUAAUGCUUGGGCUGGAACUCAGGUGUACAUAAAAAUAUUAAACCAUUUGAGAUAUUCAAGCUGUAAUAUGAUGAUUACAUUUUCAAACUGUAACCAUUUGAAGUAUUAUGUGAUGUUAUGACAAUUCAGUUGAAGCAUUUUAUUAUAAAUGAAAGAAAUAUAAUAAAACAGUAUGAUUUUUUAAAUAACAAA